Molecule: messenger RNA, 1374 nt
Organism: Chrysochloris asiatica (Cape golden mole)
Lineage: Eukaryota; Metazoa; Chordata; Mammalia; Afrosoricida; Chrysochloridae
Product: zinc finger protein 57 homolog
Exons: 4
Coding region: 1-1374 (457 amino acids)
Biological process (GO): negative regulation of transcription by RNA polymerase II
Molecular function (GO): DNA-binding transcription repressor activity, RNA polymerase II-specific
Source: RefSeq, a predicted model, not a curated record
AUGGAAGCAGAGGUGUUGGACCUGUUGAAGCUGAUGCAACCAGCGCCAAAUCAGCCCCCUCAGGAGCCAUUCACUUUGGAUGAUGUGACAGUGAAAUUCACCCAGGAAGAGUGGAACUGUCUGGAUGCCAGCCAGAAGGCCCUGUAUAGAGAUGUUAUGUUGGAGACCUUUAAGAAUCUGGCAUCUAUAGGAGACAAGGAAUAUGAGGAACCUCGAGAAUGGAGACUGUGUCUGAGAGAUAGGACUGGAGGUAACAAGGUUUCCCCUGCUGGAGAAGGGGCAGGUCCUCAGAGCCCACGCUCUUCCCCGGCUGGCUCUUCCUUUCGCUGCCAAACGUGUGGCAAGUGUUUCAACAAGCUCUGUCACCUUCGUAGCCACCAGUGUAUUCACACCUCCAAAUGGACUCAUACCUGCAACCAGUGUGGGAAAUUAUUUAGGAAUCCCAAGACCUUCCGCUACCAUACGCAUAGGCAUCUUGGGGAGAAGCCCUUUGGUUGCUCUGUCUGUGACAAGACCUAUUGUGACCCAUCUGGACUGAGUCGCCAUCGCCGUGCCCAUAUAGGUUACCGGCCCCGUUUAUGCUCCUUCUGUGGGAAAGGCUUCCGGGACCAGUCUGAGCUCAAACGCCACCAGAAGACGCACCAAGAUCAGCAGCCAGUGGCAGAGAAACAAGAUUGUGUUAUGAGGAUCCCAGAAGUCACAACUAGAUUCCAGGCACUGAUUGACAGGAGCCAGGCAUCAAUUCAGGAGCCUUUGGCUGGGAACCCGUCACCAGUGGCCAGGAACCAAGAGUCCAUAUUUAGAACUGAGGACCCUGUGGCCCAACCCCAACCAUCUAUUGUUAGUAACCAAACAUCAGUGUCUGGAAACCAGGUGAGAACUCAGGCACCAGUCAUUGGAACCAAGGGACCUGUGCUCAGGAUCCGGAUGCCCAACACUAGAGCCCCUUCCUUGGAUAGCAGGUUCAGCCCUUACCAGACAAGGCUCAUGAAACACGAGGUCUUUACUUGCCACAGUUGUCCCCUCACUUUUAGCAAGAAAGCCUGUCUCUUUAGUCACCAGAAGACCCACCUCACAGAGCAGCAAAACCGCUGUUUCUAUUGUGGUAAAUCUCUCAGCUCAUUCUCUAAGCUAGUCAGGCACCAGCAGACCCACUGGAAGCAGAAGAUCUACCGGUGCCCUAUCUGCGACCUCUGCUUUGGGGAGAAGGAGGACCUUCUAGGCCACUGGAAGAACUCCAAAGUUGACGGAAAAUGCAUGAGAAGAUCCCAUAAAUGCUGGCUCAUCCUGGGGCAAUGCCUUGGCUUCUCCCAUACUGCCCACCUUAAGGCAGGGAAGGAUGAGAAACACGAAGGAAAUCCAUCUUCUCCAUGA